AUGGCAGCAAAAAGUACAAUAUCUGAACUUUCAAAUAAAGAUAAAUUAAGUCUUUCUGGUAGUAAAAGUGAUCGUGAUAUAGUUCAUCAACCAGCCCGUGAUUAUACUCCAAUUACUUGUUUUUUUAAAACAUGCGAUCGAGAAGAUAGUGAAAAAUUAUUACGUGAAUCGUAUUCAUCAAGUAAACAAAAAAAUGGAAUUUAUAUGCUUCGUCAAUCAACACGUGAUGAAAAUAAAUUUAUUCUAUCAUUAAUUAAAGAUGGACAAUGUUAUCAUUAUCGUGCACAUCAUGCAGGAAAUGGGACAUUUCUUGAUGAAAAAACUGAUUCAGUAUUUUAUUCAUUAGAUGGAUUACUUGAAUAUUAUCAAACAGAUGGUGUUCGUCAUUUACGUUGUCCAUUAACAAUACCUCUUCGUGGUCAUUCAUUACCUGCAUUUGCUCAACGACGUGGUAUAACAACUGCUCUUCAUCAAGCGGCUUCCGAAGGUCAAAAAGAUGUUGUUUCUCAGAUUCUUAAUGAUCACGAUUGUCCGGAUAUACAUUGCAAAAAUGAAGAAGGAAAUACACCAUUACAUGAAGCAUGUUUUUUUGGAAGAGAUGAUGUUGUUAAAGAACUAUUAAAAGCUGGGGCUAGUUGGAAAUUCGUGAAUAAAUUAGGAUGGACAUCAUUACAUCAAGCAGCACUUGGUAAUUGCCCAACCGUUGUUGAUAUACUUGUUAAUCGUGCUCAAGCAGAUGUUGAUGCAAGAAAUCCUUUUAAUUUAUAUGCACCAAUUCAUUGUGCUGCUGCUUGUAAUAAUGUUGAGACCAUUGCAACUUUAAUAGCUCAUGAUUCACCAUUACGCCCAUUAACAGAAAAUAGCGAAACACCAUAUGAUUUAGCUAUUAAACAUAAUGGAAGUGAAUGUAUUGAAAAACUAGCGGCAGCUCGAUCAAAACCCGCAUUAUCUCGUCGUAUAAAUUAUUAUCAUGGUUCAUUAACUAACAAUGUAUCUUGUUUACAUGAUAAACAACAUAUUGAAAAUGAAGAAAAACUGGAACAAUUAAGAACUGAAAUUUCUCAAUUACGUAAAAUGUUAUAUACAACAACACACGAUCAAUUGAUCUAUAACGAUCAUAGUAGAACUUCUUCAAUGUUUGGCACAACUCAUGAAGAAAAUAAAGCUAAGGAUUAUGAACAAUGGACUGAAAUUGAAGAUGAUGCAAAAAAACUUCAUGAACUUAUUCAAUCACAAAAAAACCAAAUUAAUGAAAUUGUUAGUUUAGUAUCUCAAACAGCAACAGCUUCAACAAGCCUCAAUACAACUGAUGUUUCUAUUGAUAAUUCUAAAGAUACAGUAGCUGAUAGACAAACAUUAACAACUACAAAUACUAACUUGAUUAGUAAUCUUUUAAAAAAAAUUCAUAAUAUAACUGGACAACAAGAACCAACUAUUACUACUACAUCACAUGAAACAAUACUUGAAAAUCAUUCACCUGGUAUAUCACCUACCAGUUCAAUGGCUACUUUGACUUUAACAUCAUUAAAUCAAAUACGUGAUAAUCCACCACCACCACCACCACCACCACCACAAAUUGAAGAUUCGAGUAAUCAACAAGUUAACAAUGAAGAACCACAUAUACCAAUCGAUAUUCCAUUACCACCACCAUCACCACCUGCUGUUGUUAUUGAACCAAAAAAAUGUCCUAUUUGUAAUCAUGAAUUUGAAUUAACAUGCAGCGAUGCAGACAUGUAUGAACAUAUUGAAAAAUGUUUAUAUUCACCAAUGGCUAAUACUGAACCACAGUCAUAUGAAUGUCCAAAUUGUACUCGAAAAUAUCCAGGCGAUGAUGAAACAGCUUAUCUUCAACAUCUAUCAGAUUGUUAUAAUAGAGAUAUUGCAGGUGAUUUUGAAUAA
Messenger RNA from Adineta steineri, 1899 nucleotides. NCBI's taxonomy places the organism in Eukaryota, Metazoa, Rotifera, Eurotatoria, Adinetida, Adinetidae. The record is from the annotation of a GenBank genome assembly.